AUGUGUACCGACUUGUUCCUCUUUGUCCAACCUAUUCCCGUGAUGUGGAGGUUGCAUCUCCCUGUGGUAAAGAGGCUGGGCUUGAUUGCCAUGUUAUCCCUUGGUUUAUUGGUUUGCGUCACUUCGAUCAUUCGCAUCGUUUUUGUCACUCGAAUUGGGCCCGAUACUACUUAUGAAUUUGCCGAGCCUAUGAUAUGGUCCGAAGUCGAAUUGGCCUCUCUCGUCGCAAGUUCCACGAUCCCAUGUCUUCGCCAGGUCAUUCAAAAGGUCCCCUGGCUCAGCCAUGCCUUGGGACUCUCGAGCGGCCGACGAAGUUCGAACAACUACUAUGGAUGGAGCGACUCCAAGAAGACAGGAGGAUCUAUCCCACUCAAAAGCUACAACCAGAACCAUAAGGAUGGCUACCUACCGAGCAAAUCAAAAGGCAACAGCGCACAUGGAUUGACAAGUCACGCUAUUGGCGGCGCACAUACCAAGAAUGAUAACACGGAGGAAAUUUUGCCACACAAAACCGACAGCAAUGGUUCUAUUUUGGUUACCCAUGAGAUGACUCGAGAUUUCGAAUCGCAUAGUCCCUCAGCUACACCUUCAAUAGCACAUGUCGAUGACUACGAAAUAGGAGAUAAUAACGGGACAUUAAAAGAUGACCGAGCUAUCGAUAGUCCCAUCUUCGGCCGGCCUGUAUUCCAUGCCGAAAACGCAAGUCCCGCUGCCAGUCCGAGGCAUCUUCUAGCUGCUGUCUCAUGUGCCGGGCACACCGCACGGAUUGCAUCUUUCCCACGGAGUCUCGCUCAAGUUCUCAAACUCCUCGGCGUCGGAGACAAGCAAGGCUGUCGACAGCUAGAAAUUCCCCCAGUGCCUGUUGUAGAAUCAGCCUUGACUUCAGCGCCUAACCAUUCGUCGAGAAACAACACCUCUCAUGAGAACCAAGCGUCAAGUGUCUCUCCCACUGUGCCAAGAAGUACAGAAUGGGUCCAGCAAAACCCUCAGUCGGAGGAGUCACCUUUGGCAUUGGGCUCAAACGACGAGCAACCGCACAAUCUUCACAUAGUUGGGCCUGCAGUCACUUCCGAUAACCAGGUUUUGUCGGACUACCUAUCUUCCAUACCCAGUGCCUCAAGAGGUUCACGGAUUAUCAGGCCAGCCAUAGGCAAUAGGUCUCGACCUGUGCUGUUUACUGCUGUACAGAAACGGCCAGUUGGGUUAGAUUCAAACCUCAGUUUCGCAGAGGAAAGGUUGCAGCUUAUAGAGAAGAUAUUGGAGCCUUUUACCAGUGAUCUUGUUGAUGUUUAUUUCCACAAGGCUAAUUCUUGCUUUCCUCUUCUUGACGAGGGUCAUUUCCGUAAGCAAUAUAGAGAGAACAAAUCUGUCAUAUCGCCAGCGCUUCUCAGUGGCUUGUAUGCCCACUCGAUAACCUUCUGGAAUAGCUCUCCUAUUCUUUCCCGUCAUCGACGUCCUGACGGGCGUUUCAUCUGGAAUCUUGCAACUGAGGCAGCUUAUUCCCAGAUACAUAGAUCUCCUGGAAUAUCCACCAUAGAAGCCUUGAUUCUGAAUAUCGGUGGUCGCGAAGUGACCGCCCUGAUAGGAAAUGGCGUCUUGUUGGCAUCUUCAGUUGCUAUGGCACAUUCACUGGGUCUCAACCACAGUCCAAUAUCCUGGGAAAUACCGCAGUCUGAGAAGAACCUCAGAAUGAAGAUAUGGUGGGCUCUUCUGAUUCACGAUAAAUGGUUGAGUCUUUCGCAUGGAACCCCGCCGCUUAUCUCUUCGACUCUAAACGAUGUGCCCCAGCCUCUCGUCGAAACCCUUUGCGGAGAGGGAUCUUCUUCAGAGCAGGCUCUCAACGCCUCCGUGUACAUCGCUCUGAUAGGUUUGACCGAGGUCCUGGACUUACAUUUGAGACAUGUCCAUCAAUUCAGUCUUUCAGAUGAAUCCACAGAUACGACACAUCUAGAGUUGGCUCUGAAUAAUUGGAUCGAGACUCUCAGUGACGAAAUCCGACGAGUCGUCAUUCGUGGAAACAACCUGAAGAUUCCUGGUGCUGCCAACCUUCGCCUAUCAUAUCUGACAGUCAGACUCCUAUUACAGAGAAUCGAGCUUGAGGCCGAGAAGCGAGUUCGCGAUACAGGGGAUAGUCGCCUACUGAACCGUUAUAUGCAAGCUCGGAGAACUUCAGAGGACAUUCUCAUCUUGACUCAGGAGUUACAGCCCGAGCAUUUGGCUGAUUGCUGGUUGCCAAGCAGCGCUUUUGCAUUUUCGACAACCGUUAGCUUCCUUCUCCGAUGCGCGCUCGAGACAGAAAACUCAACAGCGGGAUUGGUUCAAAGUAGCUCAUUGAAGAUAGCCUCGGACCUAUUGUCGGCUCUUCGUGAACACAAGGAGAAGCAUGCUUGGGAUUUGGGUGAUAUCUGUUUGGCUCAACAUGUCGACGUUGUUGAGAAGCUACGUGCCAUGACUCCGCCUGAAGACCCAAGCGCUGAAGAGGUUUUGGACUUUUCUAGCUUUGCCAUGGCGGAGGCUUCUUACCUGGAUCAGCUAUUCCCGAGUUUAUGGGAUCCUCUGCAGAAUGUGUGGUGA
Fusarium subglutinans is the source of this 2574-nucleotide messenger RNA. Its product is annotated as transcriptional regulatory. Gene Ontology annotation, biological process: DNA-templated transcription. The transcript has 7 exons. The record is from RefSeq and is a predicted model, not a curated record. The coding region runs from base 1 to 2574 and encodes 857 amino acids. Gene Ontology annotation, molecular function: zinc ion binding; DNA binding. Gene Ontology annotation, cellular component: nucleus. NCBI's taxonomy places the organism in Eukaryota, Fungi, Ascomycota, Sordariomycetes, Hypocreales, Nectriaceae.